GGCACACUCAAGCAAUUGGGUUAUAAAAGGAAGUCCUUCAUUACCAGGAAACUAGUUUCAUGUCAAAAGUGAUCGCAACAACUACUGACCAAACGUUUACUUCCUCAAUUCAUCGGGGCAGAAAGAAAACUACACACGCACGUACACACGCACACACUCACUCACAUACAUAUACAUCAUUUACGAGCGCUUCCCGUCAAAAACUCCCGGUCGUUCUGUACGCUUGAAGCUCGACUCAGAGUGGAAAAAGAGUUCGGACAGUGAUAUCUGCAAACACCCUGUUAGCAGCUCACAGGAGUUGCAUUUCGUAUCCAAGUUUCUAUUUCCGACAAGAGAAACCAGUCUCUUACCGAACGUAGAGCAGAGACAUUGAGCUGCAUAAGUACUCAAGAAGAUGCUUUUGAGAAUAUCUGUCGUUCUCCUGCUGGUCACCCAAGGAUGGGCCCAACGAGGCUCCAAAGGGCUCUUCGAAGAUGUCGAAAGCAUUUGGUCGCACAUCAGCAAGGGAGUUGACCAAUUCCAGGCGUCCGCUACUCGAGAUAUCGGCAAAUUGAAGCCUUGGGCCCAAAAGGUUGAAGAAGAGAUGAAACCAGCCUUGUCUCAAGUGGAGGACCAACUUGGCAGUGCCUUUGAUCAAAUGGCCGAACAUCUUGAUUUUGCCGCAGAUCGUGUGGACGAACCCGCCAUGAUAGAGUCCGCGCCUAACGCUGACACUCCCAUGAAACAACAUCCUUUGCAUCAGAUAUUUGGUGGCCUUAACCGUGGUCCCUUGAACCCUUUCCGAAUUUUUGGAAUCUCGAGUCGAAAAUGGUGGGAUGGUCCUAACGUUUGUGUGGAGAGGCAAAUCAUUGAAGAAGAAUCCGAAGCUGAAGAGAAAAACGAGGAUGAAAUGGAUGACACCACUAUUUCUCGUCCUGGAGUUGCCAUUCACAUGGACAUGACCCUGACCACUUGCCGUGAUGGCGACAACUUCCAUGAGUGCACCACCAAAGUGAGCACCAAUGGGAACAAGAAGACUGUGGUCGUGAAGCAUGAAUGCUGUUCCGGCUUCAGACGUAAGGGUAAUGAAUUUGGAUGCAAUCAAGAAUUGACGGAUAACUUAGCCGAAACUAUUACGGAGUUGAAAGGCGACGAAUUUCUCCAAUUGUUGAAAGCCACCAAUUUGGCUUCCAUGCUGAGCGAAAACAUGACCGUGUUCGUGCCCACUGACGAUGCAGUGGAGGAUUUCCGUCAUGAUCUGGAGAAGAUGAACGCCUUGGACCAUGAAGAAAUCUCGUAUGAGAUUAACGAUGCCAACGAUGAGAAACCCGCUGAAAUCUCAGAGGGUCUCCUUUACCGAAAGAAACGCAAUAGUGAAAUCACCAUCGUUGAAUCACCCAGCAUGACGAGCAUUUUGAAGAAUCAUUUCAUCGACGGUUGGGUGGACACCUCAGACAUGCAUGACAAUGGCAAAGCCCAGACCAGAAAUGGAGCGGAAAAUGCCAACCUCAAAUUUACCGUUUACAACACUUACCCCGAGAAAACUGUCAUGGCCAAUUGCGCCAAGAUUGUGGGUCAGAAUAACUUUGCCACCAAUGGCGUGGUCCACUUGGUGGAUAAGGUCAUCUUACCUGCCUCCAAGUCCGUGGGUGAGAUCCUUCAGGCCGACUCCCAAUUCCGAAGCUUCAGCUCUGCUUUGAAAAGCGCCAAUCUGAUGGAGAAGCUGGGCCAAAAUGACCAACGCGUGACCGUUUUCGCCCCCGUCGAUUCCGCCUUCACCAAAAUGCCGGAGGCCAUGAAGCAAAAGGUGAAGGCCGGCAAUGGAUGCAGUCAGGAUAUUCUGAAUGCUCAUAUCUUGUCCAAUUUCGUUUGCUCCGGGGCCAUCGAGACCAAAGCCAAGGCAGUCAAUGACUUGAACCAAUAUGUGAACUUGGAGAGGAACGAAGAAGACGAGCUCAUGAUUGACGGCAUCAAGGUCAUCUUGAAGGACAUUGUUGGCUCGAACGGCGUUAUUCAUGUCAUCGAGGACGUCAUCAUUCCCGAGUCUGCUCGAGAUCUCAUCGAGACCUUGGAAGCGAAUCACGCACCCACGUUUGCUGAACUAUUCAAAUUGUCUGGUCUGGAGGGCUCGGGCGAGUUCGAUAACGCCACCAUAUUUGCGCCCAAAGAGUCUGCUCUAGUGUCGUUGCCCAAAUCCUAUUUGAACGAUCUGAAAGCCGACCCCAAGAAACUUCGGGAGUUCCUGAUGUACCACGUGGUCAAGCCCAAGACUUGCAAAUGCGACUUUGAAAACAACAAGAUCCUGCCUACCGCCAUUGAGGGAAAGAACCUCCGUCUGAAUGUGCAUCAAUCCUCGCCUUUCGGCCUCAUCGACAUCCCACGCAAAGUGGCCACUGUACAGUGCGCCCGAUUGACUCGCUUGGAUGAUGAGAUCUGUGGAGGUCUCAUUCACACCGUGGAGAAGGUUCUAUUGCCUCCCGAAGGGAAUCUAAUUCAAGUCCUGAAGAACAACAAUCAAUUCAAGACCUUCAAUGAGCUCUUGAGCUUUUCCGAGGUGGAAAGCGAGCUUUCUGGCGAGGGUCCUCUUACCAUUUUGGCCCCUACGGACUCAGCUUUCACUCACCUCAGCGAGGAGAUGCGAGAAGAGCUUUUCGGGGACAAGGAGCUGGCGGCGAAAGUGGUGAAGCAGCAUAUCAUUCGAGACUCGGUCUGUUGCACAAGCAUCCCUCGGGUGAUGCCAUUUUUUGACACGUCUGGCCGUAGAGCCGCUUCUGGCGAUGUGGUCUCGUUGAGAAAGUCUGCUGGCGGCCAUAUUUAUGCCAACCGAGCUGAGAUCAUCACUUGCGACAUGAUGGCAGAGAACGGAGUCAUUCAUGCCGUGGAUCGUCUGAUUGAUUUGGACACCGCCGCCGAGGAUGUGGAGCAAAUUGUUUCCCAGACCAGAACCAGACCCUUCAACAUCUUCGAGUUGUUCUAACAAGGGCUCGAUUAUUUAUGCAUGCCAUGAAUUCACGACAGCUGCUACAUACAUACAAACGAGCUGAAAACCCAAAUUUGAAUCGAAAUAAAUAUCACCAGUAACGCAAGCUA
Messenger RNA from Tigriopus californicus, 3069 nucleotides. Its product is annotated as transforming growth factor-beta-induced protein ig-h3-like. Bases 395 to 2956 code for a protein of 853 amino acids. Gene Ontology annotation, biological process: extracellular matrix organization; cell adhesion. Gene Ontology annotation, cellular component: extracellular matrix. Gene Ontology annotation, molecular function: cell adhesion molecule binding. NCBI's taxonomy places the organism in Eukaryota, Metazoa, Arthropoda, Copepoda, Harpacticoida, Harpacticidae. The transcript is spliced from 2 exons. The record is from RefSeq and is a predicted model, not a curated record.